Molecule: messenger RNA, 1434 nt
Organism: Entamoeba nuttalli P19
Lineage: Eukaryota; Evosea; Mastigamoebida; Endamoebidae
Product: amino acid transporter, putative
Exons: 1
Coding region: 1-1434 (477 amino acids)
Source: RefSeq, a predicted model, not a curated record
AUGGAAAGUAACACACAACCACUUAUUCCACAACAAAACCAUAAAAAGUAUCAUACUUAUUCAUUUAUAACAUGUUUUGCUGUUGUUGUUAAUUACAUUGUUGGUACAGGAGUAUUUGGAUUACCUUCAGCAUUUUAUUCAGCUGGAGUGCCAUUAUCAACAAUCACAAUUCUUAUAUUUUGCAUAUUAUCAUGUGUCACUGCUAUUUAUGUAAUUGAAACAUUAUCAAGAUCACAUGGAUAUGCUAUGGCAGUUGAAUCAGGAGAAUAUAAAUGUGAAAUGGGAUAUGAAGUAUAUGAUUAUUCAACUAUGGCACAGAUGUGGGGAGGAAAACCAGUUAAAUGGGCAACUACUAUUACAUUAAUGUGUAGUGCAUAUGGAUCAUUAUGGGCAUAUGUUGCUACAUGUGUUUCUACACUAUCAACAUUAUUUUGGUUGAUUUAUUCUAAUGAGCCAAUGAAGUGUGAUGUAUCUAAUAGAUGGCAUUUUGAUUGGAAAUGUAACGUAACAUAUUUUACAUCAAUAGCUGUAUAUGGACUUGUUGUUAUUCCACUUACAUUUAUUGACCUUACAGAACAAUCAUUACUUCAAUUAGUAUUAACUGUUUAUAGAUUUGUAUCAUUUCUCAUCAUGUUCAUUACAUGUGCUGUACAAUUAGGAAAAAAUGGACCAAUAGAAUUAAAAGUAAAUACAUAUGAAGAUGUUAGUUUUCUUAAAGAAUUUAGGUGGGUUGGUUUUGGUUCAAUGUUUACACAUGUUGCAUUUGCAUUAGCAUGUCAACAAAAUUUACCUGAUGCACUUGCACCAUUAAAUAAAAAGAAAUUUUCACAUAUUGCCACAUUAGGGUCAAUUAUAUUAUGUUGUUUUAUUUAUAUUGGGAUUGCAUUAGUUACGUCAUGGUGUUUUACAACAUCAACACCAUCACCAGUAACAUUGGCAUGGGCAGAUUAUAAUGGAUAUGAAGGUGGAUGGGGAGUAGGAAAAGCUAAAUGGUGGGCAAUAAUUAUCAAAUAUAUGAUUUUAUUAUUCCCCAUUGUUAACCUUACAAAUGAAUUUCCAUUAGUAGCAACAACAUUAUCAACUAACAUGAGAACAUUAUUUAGAAAUAAAAAUAGUAAAAGAACAAAAUUUAUUACUAAGGCAUUAGCUGCAUUCCCACCAUUCAUUUUAACAUGUGCAGUUGGUAGUUUAAGAGUAAUAUUUGAUGUUACUGGAUCAUUUUCAUUUGUGUUAUGUUUCUCUUUACCAUGUAUUUUCCAUUAUUUAUCAAGAAGAAAAGUUAUUGCUAAAUUCAAUAAAACUAAAACACCAUUUAGUGGACCAUGGUCAAGAAUUGAAGUUACAGGGGGUGUAUUUAUUAUAUCAUUAUUGCUCUUUAUCACUGCAGUAGUAUUUAUAAUAAAAGAAUUGGUCACGAAUUUUACUGUUGCCUAA